GUUUGAAUCGCUCAAAACAUGAGGUCAUAUGCUCCGAACCAUUGGGGGCUUAUUAGGGUUGCCGAGAUGUAGAUGCUUAUGGAGAUGUGCAGCGGUGCAUCAUGAUGAACUAAGAUUCCAUCUUGAGAAACCCGAUUCUGUAAGGAUACUUAGCAGCGAACUCAAUAUGGAUCGAAAAUUUAGUAUGUUCAAUGGAAAUAAUGAUGAAAAUAAAGAAUCACUGGAUAGUUCGGAAUGCAUACAAAUGGUACGGCUGUGUUCGGAAUUGCAUCUACAAUGCAGAACGUACCUCACAAUUAUUCGAACUAAUCUCGAAAUAGAUGAUGAAAAUACCGAAAGUUCUCAGUCGGAAAGCGAUAUUGUUUAUGCUUUAAAAAAACUUCAUGCUCUGUUGAACUCGGGCUUUUCUUCAAGGAUUAAAUAUUUGUAUUCGAUAGCAGGUGAUUAUGAUUUCGGCUCUUUGCGGGCGAAUGGCAUCCGAAGCUUUUUGGCCAUCACUACUAGAUGCUCUGCUGUUCUGCUGAUGUACAUUCGGCAAAUGAGUUCAUAUUCCCUUUCCAACUGGUCUGGUAUAACACAUAAAAGUGUGAUAGCAUACAUCAAUUGCCUUAUGGAGCUCAGCCUGUGUCUUGAAGUUCUUAGUUAUCUACCACGUUUCACUAAACCUUGUACGCUUUUCCCUCGAUCUGAGUUCGUCGAUUUGCCGGAAAUUGGACAUUGUGAUGUAAGCAGUUUUGAUGAUAAACCGACAAAUAUUACCGAUGCAUAUUCUACUGUCAAAUCAAAACAGUAUCAAGAAGAUCUUUCAGAGUUCUACCGACUAGAAGUUCUAUCAGACAGUAUAAAACAAGAAUAUUUUUAUGGUCGUUGUCUAGCCUUUUACUUAUGCCCUAGUGCUCAGAGAAUUUUGCUGUUCCUCAAUUCGUUUAUGGCGGGAUAUGGUAAUAGCUUUUUGACUAGCAAACAAGGAAUUGUCAGCUUAGUCAACACAGUUUAUCGGUCCGUUACUUCUUACUUAUCCCCUGAAGACCGCGGCAAGAUGCUGGCAAAGCUUACACGAAAUUCCAGUGUUCAAUUUUGUAAAGCGUUUUGGAAUUUAGCAGAAUUACGUGUAGUAUCUGAAGCCCCCAAUGUAAUUCUACCUUCCAUGGCUGUAGCUCGCUCUUUUAAAUUACAAACAAAAUCGCUAAAAAUACCUCUAGAUAUGAAUAUUCGAGAAAACGGAAGUGAAUUCAUUGUGAUAGAACCACCAAAAUCACAUUUUGGAACUGCUCCACUAGGAAUGCGUAUAUUAUGUCGUCAUCUUAGAUCUGGUUUAGAAUGGACUCGGACGUCUGUAUCUCCUAAAUUUUUUGAAUCACCUAACUGUAUAAAUCAAUCAAAUCAUCACUUAAGCAGAAAUUCAGUAUCACCAUUACUAUCGUACAAUUCACGAUUCUUUCCAUCCAACGAUUCAUCAUCUGUUGUUCUAUCAAGUUCAAAUGAUCGUCGUUAUUCGUACGAAAGUUUUAAAUUUUCAAAUACUUCAACUGAUAAUAAUACAAAUAAAUCACCUUAUGUAUUGUUUUAUGUACACGGUGGUGGAUUUAUUGCUUUAACAUCUCAGUCACAGGAUAACUUUCUACGUAUAUGGGCCGAACAGUUGAACUGUCCAAUUAUAGCUGUUGAUUAUUCACUUUCACCUGAAGCGCCUUAUCCACGUGCAUUAGAAGAAUGUUAUUAUGCAUAUUGUUGGAUAACAUUAAAUCGUGAAAAAUUAGGUUGUACAUCAGAUGCGAAAAUUGUUCUUGCUGGUGAUUCUGCUGGUGGGAAUCUGGCAUUAGGUGUUUGUAUGCGCGCUGUACGAGAUGGCUUACUUAAUAAACCAAGUGGGAUAUUUUUGGCUUAUACGCCCGUAUUGGUUUCUUUUACACCAUCUCCUUCAAGAUUAUUAUCACUUUGUGAUCCCCUGCUUCCUAUUGGUGUUCUUGCUAAGUGUUUAUUGGCUUAUGCUGGUAUAGACGAAGCAACAUUGGAUUCUGAUGAACUUGAUGAUGAUUUCGAAGUUGAUAAAAAUCCUUCAAACUUAACAACUGAACCAAAUUCCCCAAUAUGGUCUCGAUUAUUUUCAACACUUUGGUCUAAUCCAUCGAAAUCAGAUUUAAAUAAUUCUAAAGAGUUAAAAAUUGAACAUUUACGUCGAUAUUCAAACAUAACAAUGUCUCCUUUUUAUGAUGUUUAUUUGAAAAAUCCAAAAGAUCAAUCUGUGCCUUCUAAUUUAUGUCGGUUAAGUGAAGAAUCUCACUCCUCACAUAAAUCCCCAAAGUUGAAUAAAUCAGGUUCGUUAUUUAGCAUCUAUCGUCUACAUCCUAACGUGUCAUUUAGUGUACUAAAUAUUAAAAAAAUACUGUGGUUGCUUCUAAAACUCUGUUCUGAUGAAGUUGAUAACAUUUAAUGUAAGAUGGUGUUUGGGGAUAGUCGAUAGGAAGUCUUGGACCUUGGUUUAGUUCUAUUUACACUUGUCAGCAAGGCGUAUAUGUAGUCUUCAGAGAAAUGAAACUUGCAGAUUUAGUCACGUAUCACUCAGUUUCAUAGUCAGAGGCGUUACCACUGAGCUAUUAGUCACAACUGAGCUUCUGUAAGACUGAGAUGUGCUUACAAUUGAUUGACCACUGAGUAGUGACCAAAGUCAGUUUGCCUAGUUAUUUUUAGCGCUAAUCUAAUUCCUUUGAUCAAGCUUCAAUGUAGCUAGUUGUUCAAAUAACUCGAUAUCACAUGGAUUAUGUUGGUGUGGAAGAUGGUGGUUAGAGGUGGUUGACAGGAAAUUUUGGACUUAGAUUUCGAUCAGCGCUAAGAGGGACUUGACAUACGCAACAUUGGUUACUAUUCAAUGAUCAGUCAGUCAUAAAAGAACACUUGAUGUAAUAAGUUUAAAUAGACUAAUCAGUUUGUUUGUAUUUUUAAUAUAUAUCAGUAUUAAUAAUCAGACAGUACAACAGCUGGACACAUUUAAUACAUAAUGGCUACAUUGUCGACGUUCUUAAACUUUUCAAAAUGAUUAACUGACAAAAAGAUGUAAUUUCAUUAGACUUCACUGAAGUAACAUCGAUUAAAAACAUUCAAGGUAGAUUCAUGAGUUCAGGGAAAAAGUUGCCGAUUUUCCACUGUUAUAUGGUAAAUGGGUAUUUUUGAUUAAAUUCCCCAUAGUUACUGUUUGCAUUAUGUUAUACGACCAAGUAUUGAGGUACAGAAAUUGUCUAGCAACUAUAAUAUUCAUCAUUUGGUAGAAAAUAUGCUUUGUUUUUUGUAGUUAAUUUUGUCAAUCAGUACACCUGAUUUAUAUUAAUCUAACAGACAAUGUUGAAUGAAGUACGAUGGCUCAGUCAUCCGACUUUCAACCAUUAGACUGCACACUCAAGUUUUGCUUUACCUACUUCAAUUUGGACAACUGGACAUCGUUAGCCAUACAAUUCCAAAUCGAGUAAGCCAGUCUGUACUUGAUAAGUUACCUCACCAAGAAUUUCGAUUAAUCGUACAGUGGUUACGUAAAAGAAUUCAUUACACUUAUAUUUUGUCCCGUAUAACUUAGAUGCUUUUUUUGAUCUUCAUACUUAUCCCUUACAAGUGAAUUUUCUCAUGUUUUCAUAAUUCACGAAGAGAAAGAAAAAAGCCCAGACCAUAAUGAGGAUGAAUGUACACCAAUAUUGAAGCAUCCACAUCGACCCCGAACUGAUUUGAACCGUAUUCGAAAUAUUCAUUUAAUUCAGAAUGGAUUCAUGUCACCGUACUUAGCUUCAGAUGAUAUGCUACGUGGAUUACCUCCUGUUGUUUUUGUCUGUUCACAAUUCGACCCAUUUUUGGAUGAUGGACUAGAGUUAGCUAAACGUCUUUCUAAACUUGAUGUCUCAGUAGAUGUACGUGUCUUAGAUGAUUUACCUCAUGCAUUUCUUAAUUUUUGUUUAUUGGGUCCAGAAUUCCAAAUUGCUAAUAAGAUUUGUAUUGAAUUAGUAAAAAAUUUAUUCAAUGAAUAUUAUAUAAAAAAAUAAUGAAUAAUUUAUUACUAAAAUACUGAUUAUCUAUGCGCCUCAAUUACUCUCCCUUAUUAUCAUACUACUUAGUACUUUUCAUAUUAAUAGUAGCUGUGAUAUCCAAUGUUAUCUCAUUUCAUUUUUUAUUCUCUUCCUUUUUCACAUCAAAUAAUCAUACAACUUUUAUUUACGCUUCAUCAUCAUCAUCA
Schistosoma bovis is the source of this 4216-nucleotide messenger RNA. The record is from the annotation of a GenBank genome assembly. Lineage: Eukaryota; Metazoa; Platyhelminthes; Trematoda; Strigeidida; Schistosomatidae.